AGCAAGCUGAAAAAAUAAUGGGCUUGCUAGUUUGAAAACUUGUUUUUUUCAAAUUGAAAGAAAGAAGCAAAUAUAAGUAAAAUGAGCCGUUUUUUGUUUCCAAAUUUUAAAAGGUUUUCUAUAAACUAUCACACUUCUGUUGGAGUGUACGGAUUUCGACCUCGACCCUCUGCUAAAGUUUAUACAGAAGAGUUUUUGCAGAAUAGAAACAAGAAUUUAAAUUUAUUCCAAUUGUCUGAAGCUUUUAGAAUUCAUGGACAUAAAGUAGCUUGCUUGAAUCCAUUACAAAGCCAACCAAAAUUGCAUUCAGUACAAAGUGCUAAAUUAGAUCCAUCAGUAUAUGGCAUAAAUCUGCAAAAUGAAAAUCAAGUGAAUGUAGAGGGAAUACUUUAUUCUAGUCAACCUGAUCUCUCUGUGCAAAAUGUGGUUCAACUCUUGAAACAAACUUAUUGCAGCAAAAUAGGAGUUGAGUUUUAUCACCUUGAGGAGAAUGAAAAAGAAUGGUUUGCCAAAGAGUUUGAAAAAAUUCAACAGGAAUUUUCCUUGUCAAAUGCUGAAAGAAAAGAAAUUGCAAAUGAGCUUAUUAAAUCACAAGUGUUUGAUAACUUUUUAGCAACAAAGUUUACUUCUGUGAAGCGAUAUGGAGGUGAAGGAGCUGAGAGCAUGAUGGCCUUCUUUUUGGAAAUUUUUAGACAGUCUUGUUUGGCUGGCUUAAGUGAUGUAAUGAUUGGUAUUCCCCAUCGAGGACGUUUGAAUCUUCUUACUGGAAUGUUGAAAUUUCCUCCUGUUGCUAUGUUUCAAAAGAUGAUGGGAAUUCCUGAAUUUGCAGAAAACACCAAAUCUACUGGAGAUGUGCUUUCCCAUUUAACUAGUUCUGUGGAUCUUGAUUUUAAAGGGAAUUCAGUUCAUGUCACUUUACUACCCAACCCUUCUCAUUUGGAAGCAGUAUCUCCUGUUGUUGUUGGUUAUGCACGAAGCCGACUACAGACCUUAAAAGUAGCUGAUUACGUAAAUAGUGCUGAACAAGUUCAGUAUCCAGUUUUACCAAUUCAAGUUCACGGUGAUGCUUCUUUUACUGGACAGGGAGUCGUGAUGGAAACUCUUGCCAUGGCUAAUGUUCCCCAUUUUUCUGUGGGUGGUUCAGUACAUCUUGUUGUAAAUAAUCAAAUAGGAUUUACAACACCUGCUGACAAAGGCAGGUCUUCUCUGUACUGUAGUGAUCUGAUAAAAAUGAUUUCAUCACCUGUUAUCCACGUCAAUGGAGACUAUCCAGAGGAAGUCAUUAAGGCAGCAAUUUUAGCUUUCAAGUACAGACAAACCUUUAAAAAGGAUGUCCUUGUGGAUUUACUAUGCUUUAGACGUUGGGGUCAUAAUGAACUUGAUGAUCCUACAUUCACCAAUCCAACCAUGUACAGCACCAUUCAUUCUCGCUCAAGCGUCCCUGAUAUGUAUUCAAAAAAACUGAUUGAUGAAGGUAUCCUAAUGAAGGAAGAACUUAAUGACAUGAUUUCUAAUCAUCAGAGUAUGCUGAGUGAAAAUUUGAAGUUGACUGAAACGUAUAAGACCAAGCUCAGCUCAUUACAAAGAAAUAAUGAUCCUGCUAACCCUUUGAAACAGAUGAUCUCGAAAUGGGAUACUGGUGUUCCAGUGGAUCUUUUACGAUACAUUGGAGCUAAAUCUGUUCAGUUUCCGGAUAAUUUUGUUAUUCACCCAACCUUAGUCAAAAAUUUUGUACCAGAUCGUUUGAAAAAACUCACAAAAGGUACACAGAUUGAUUGGGCAACAGCAGAAGCAUUAGCUAUCGGCUCAUUAUUAUAUCAAGAUUGCAAUGUUCGUAUCAGUGGCCAGGACGUUGGAAGAGGUACUUUUUGUCAUCGACAUGCCAUGCUGGUUGAUCAGAAGACUGAUGAAAUUUACAUCCCCUUGAAUAAUUUAUCUAAAAGUCAAAGUGGGUUUUUUGAGGUUGCAAAUAGUAUUUUAUCUGAAGAAGGCGUUCUCGGAUUUGAAUAUGGAUUUAGCAUUGAAAAUACGGAAAAUUUAGUAAUAUGGGAAGCUCAAUUCGGCGACUUCUUUAAUUCAGCUCAAGUAGUUUUUGAUACUUGCAUUUCUUCAGGAGAAACAAAAUGGCUAAUGCAAAGUAACAUUGUUAUUUUGUUGCCUCAUGGGUAUGAUGGUGCUGGUCCUGAACACUCCUCAUGUAGAGUUGAACGUUUUUUGCAGAUGUCUGAUAGCAGUGAAGAUAAAAUUGACAGCGAUAAUGUGAACUGGCAUAUUGUUAGUCCAACAACUCCAGCUCAGUACUUCCAUCUUCUUAGACAACAGGUAGUAUCUACAUUUAAAAAACCUUUGAUUGUUGUUGGGCCAAAAAUUCUUUUACGUAAUCCAAUGGCAGUUUCAGAUUUGCAAGAUAUGGCUCCAGGAUCAUAUUUUGAAGCAGUAUUAGAUGAUAAAAAUGUAAGGCCCGAAAAUAUCAAGAAAGUGAUAUUUUGCUCUGGAAAACAUUUUUAUCUUCUUCAAAAAGAGAGAGAAUCAAGAAAUAUUUCUGAUUGUGCCAUUAUAAGAUUGGAAAAAUUAUGCCCUUUUCCUGCUGAAAAUAUACAAAAUAUUUUAGUGAAAUAUAAAAGUGCCAAAAAUUUUAUAUGGAGCCAAGAAGAACAUCAAAACAUGGGUGCAUGGUCAUUUAUUCAAACACGGUUUUCAAAUAUCUUGGGUUGUAAACUGCAAUAUGCUGGACGAAGACCAUUAUCAACACCAGCUGUUGGUGUAGGACAGUAUCAUCAGAAAGAAAUAAGUGAGGUGCUGAAUGCUACAUUCAAAUAACAUUUUGAAAUGCAUGAAUGAUUUUUUACAAAUUUUCUGCUUUUAGAAAAUUUUAAAUCUUUAAAUGCAAUCAACUGAUACGAGAAAUGAUUAACAAUUGCUAUUUUGCAAUAAAGAGUAAAUUUUAUAAGAAUUGCUACUUUUUUUUAAAAUUAAUAAUAUGAUGGGAAAAAAAAUGUUAUUUUGUCAAUGCUUUGUAAAAUAUAUUGUGUACAUUUUCCUCAAUAGAACAUGUUUAUUUUUUUACUUAAAUAAAAUCUCU
Uloborus diversus is the source of this 3082-nucleotide messenger RNA. Its product is annotated as 2-oxoadipate dehydrogenase complex component E1-like. Gene Ontology annotation, biological process: tricarboxylic acid cycle. Gene Ontology annotation, molecular function: oxoglutarate dehydrogenase (succinyl-transferring) activity; thiamine pyrophosphate binding. Bases 82 to 2820 code for a protein of 912 amino acids. Lineage: Eukaryota; Metazoa; Arthropoda; Arachnida; Araneae; Uloboridae. The record is from RefSeq and is a predicted model, not a curated record. The transcript has 23 exons.